CCGUCUCAAAAGCAUCGAGAAGAGAAAAAGGCUUGCGUUUCAUCGGAGGGCAUCAUAGCUGCGGCGUUGCCGGAGAAGAAGGAUCGAAGACAAGGCUUCAACGAUGCCGAAGAAGAUGGGCGUGAACUCCAAGGCCGAGGCCGCGCGCGCCCGCAAGAGCGCCACGGAGAUGGAGCGCAAGGAGCAGGAGACGCGCCAGAAGGAGGACCAGUACUGGCGUGAGGCGGAGGGAAGCAAAUCCCGCUCCGCCAAGCGCCGUGAGGAUGAAGCUGAGAAGCGUGCUGAAGCGGCUGCUCGCAAGGCGGAGACCCGGAAGCUCGCCGAGCUUGAGCAGAAGGAGCUCGAACUCGCGGGGAAAAAGCCGGAUAAGAAGGCUAAUCGGGUGGCUAUUCCUGUUCCGAAGGUCACUGAGGUGGAGCUUGCGCGGCAGAGGGAGGUGGAGAGGCAGAGGAUCCUUCAGAACGCGGAAGUGGAGAAGAAGAAACAGAGUCGGAUGGCGGAUGAGGAGGAAUAUGAGAGGAUGGUGCUGGUGACGAACUCCAAUAGGGAUGAUUCUAUUAUUGAGGCGCAUUCUCUGGACGAUGCGAUCGCGAGUAUGGCUGUGACGGAGCCGCCGCUGCCCCCUGAUCGGCACCCGGAGAGGAGGCUCAAGGCUUCCUUCAAGGCUUUUGAAGAAGCAGAACUUGCCAAACUGAAGGAAGAGAAGCCAGGUCUGACCCUCACUCAAUACAGAGAUAUGAUAUGGAAGCUAUGGAAAAAAUCACCAGACAACCCUCUUAACCAGGUUGCAGAGUGAUUUAUCAGUGAUCUGUUGUGCGAUGAUAACCGGUACAAUCACUGUCUAAAAACAAGGAGGAGCUAUGUGAUUGCUUCUAUUCCCUGUUGAAUCGUUAAACUCUUUGUGCAUCUAGGUUCUAUAAAUAUCGAGUGCGAGUGGUGUACAUUUGGAAAGAGUGUGACAAUAUCUCUUUAAAUAGUUACCUUAAAUCUUCAAUAAAUGCCAGCCUUGUUAAUGCAUGCCUAUGAGCCUUGAACUGUAGACUUUGGUCUUGUAUGCUUAAGCAUAAAAGAUCACCAUUUGAAUGACUAGAACAUUGAAAUAUGGGUUAAACCUGAACUUGUUUUAGUUGAUGUUCACUUGAUGAAGAGCAUCGCUAAUGUUAUAUCACA
This is a messenger RNA of Dioscorea cayenensis subsp. rotundata (Guinea yam), 1170 nucleotides long. Its product is annotated as coiled-coil domain-containing protein 124. Gene Ontology annotation, biological process: transcription by RNA polymerase II. The record is from RefSeq and is a predicted model, not a curated record. The transcript has 3 exons. Lineage: Eukaryota; Viridiplantae; Streptophyta; Magnoliopsida; Dioscoreales; Dioscoreaceae. Gene Ontology annotation, cellular component: nucleus. Gene Ontology annotation, molecular function: transcription coactivator activity. Bases 104 to 796 code for a protein of 230 amino acids.